AUGCCCUCAUUUCUUCGCUGGAUAGCACCUGCCAUCUUCUCACACCUCUUACUUUGGCCGCGAUUGACAACGGCCGACAAACACGACGACGACGAGGGUCUGUUCAGAUUCAUCUCGCGACCGGAACUGCGAGCUCCGCGAUGGAAAGUCAACGUGACGGACRAAGCUCACGUCUCGCCCGGAUACUGGUUCGUGGCACCUUUUGAGAGCAUAGACCAGAAAUCACCCGGUCAUGGCUGGAUUGGUCCGCAUAUCUACGAUGGCGCAGGCGAAUUGGUUUGGAGUGGAGUCGAUAUUACUGGUAAUUGGGAUGUUUUGGACUUUAAGAUGAGCAACGUUCGCGGCGAGAGUCUCAUGACGUUUCUGGCGAAUCGCGACGGCGAUGGGUAUAUUAUGGAUAACACGUACACCAUUCGCGAGAAGGUGGACUUGGGCACGCUGGGCGUGGACUUCAAUUCGCAUGAGUUCAAUUUUAUUGAGGGCGGCAAUCGCGCGAUUGUCAUGGAUGAGGGGAAAAGGCAGGCGACCAAGGAGCAGACGAUGGCGGUGGAGUGGAAUGAGAAUUGCACUGCGCUAUUCAACGGCUUCAAAGAGCUGGACACUACCACUUGGGAACCGGUGUUUCAGUGGAGUUCCUUUGACCACAUUGGCCUUGAGGAGAGCACUUUCCUUGAUGGAGGCGUGAAGCGGUGGUGCUCCGAUUCUUGGGGAUGGGACUUCAUACACACCAACUCCGUAGACAAGGAUCAUGAAGGAAACUACUACUUGUCCGCGAGACACACCGACACAAUCUACAAGAUCUCCAAAGAUGACGGACGUGUAUUAUGGAGACUGAAUGGUCAUGGGGGAGGCGACUUCGAGAUGGGCGAUCUGAGAUUCUCGCGACAGCACAAUGUCAGAUUCCAAGGCUUCGAUGGCACAUAUGAAUUCAUCUCCAUCCUUGACAACGCCCACGGACAGGACGAGCAGUCUUCCACCCACGAAAACUCUCGAGGUCUCAUGCUCGCGCUGGAUACCAGGUCACAGCCCAAGGUCGCAUUGAUAGUGUCCGCGAUUGAACAUCCUGAUGGAAGCGGGUCGUUUGCUCCUCGGAGAGGAAACUACCAAAGGUUAAAGAACGGCAACGUUUUCAUGGGAUGGUCCGAGCAGGCCGUCCAAAGUGAGCAUACCGAGGACGGUAGACUGGUAAUGGAAGCCUCACUUAUCCCCAAUUGGUUGGGAACAUACCGCGCUUACAAGUUUCCCUUUGAGGGUCACCCAUUGGAACCUCCGGUAGCUCACUCCGCGGCAUUUGGUAGCGAGGCCAGGAAUUCCACCACAACUCUCGUACACGCAUCGUGGAACGGUGCGACCGAGGUCGACCAGUGGAAUAUGUACAAAACAACAGACUCCGGCGAGCCUAAGAUUCCCAUCUUUGAGAAGAAGCGGACCGGAUUUGAAACGGCUCUGGCCUGGGACGGCUACGCCAGCUAUGUGAUUGUCGAGGCUUUGGACAAGCAUGGCAAAGUCCUCGKCACGACUGAUAUCAUUCGAACCGUAGCGCCCGGCUCGGGAGACAUCAGCGCCGCAGUUGCAGAGGAGCUAUAUUGGCUUCAAGACCUGCGCGGAGAGAACCACGAGUGGAGUUCAGACGUUUAUGACUACGCCGCGAGCCGUCCCGUGGGCUACUCAUUCGUCAUGUUCCUGUUUGGCGUAGUGUUCAGCGCCGGAGUAUUUGUGAUUAUCAGGAGAUGGAGAAAUCGGACACUCUUCCCCACGCCCAAGUCGUCGUCUGCUUCUCGAUAUGAGGCKGUCGGUGCGGAAGAAAUGGGUGAGCUGGAAGAUCAAUAUCGGCAGCAUAGCCAACGUUCCAGUCGAUAG
Molecule: messenger RNA, 1860 nt
Organism: Ramularia collo-cygni
Lineage: Eukaryota; Fungi; Ascomycota; Dothideomycetes; Mycosphaerellales; Mycosphaerellaceae
Exons: 2
Coding region: 1-1860 (619 amino acids)
Source: RefSeq, a predicted model, not a curated record